UUGGAAAAGGUCGUGUUCAAUCCUCGAACGUGUUGGUCAAUUAUCACGUGAUCGUGGCUUGCUUUUGUGAUAUGCAGUGGUGCGGGAAAAACCGUAUUUGAUAAAUCAACUAGGGGUAGGUCGCUGGGGUACUUUACUGUACAAGGGCUCGACGCUUGACAUUUCCGCCGUCACGUGAUGUCGAUCCGAUCGACAAGACGCGUCGAUGCCAUCCGCUGACGUUUCGCCUGACAGCGAUGACGUCGGUCGGCGUCACGCGUCGGACAAUGGAGAAAGAGGUUUCGACCAACUGCGGGAAGAUCUCGGGGUUGGUGUCCAGCGCUCCCGCUACCCCGAAACAGACGGAACCCACCCCCGACGUCCCGCAAGACAGGUGCGCCCGUAGGUCGAAGACGUGCCUGGAGUCGAAGUACCGGUGCGCUAUCACCAGCGAGAGGUUGGUGCAGUUGAGGAAAACAGUAGAAAGCGCCGCCAAAGACCACAAGGUGUUCUCGAUCAGAGGCGGAUGGCCCAUAAUCCGCAAAGAGCUCCUCAAGAGGAACUGGAUCGAGAAAAUCGAACACGGCAACAAGCAGAAGAUCCUCAGCGUCGAUGACGUCACCAGCAACCUGCCCACUAAACAAGAGUGGGAGUCGCCCACUUCAUACGUCGAUAAAUGCGAGAGGACCGUUAUGUCCCGCAUGUUGUCGUCGUACGACGUCGACUUCUACUGGUCAAUGAGGAAGGACGCGUCCGACCUACUCCACAGAAGCAAUGCCUACAAGCUGAUCAAUCGUUUCAGCAGAUCCUUAUUCGCCUCCAAGGAAGGUCUCGCCCUUCUACUGCAGCAGGCGUACUGGUACGCGGAGGAAGGAGUCGCACAGGUCAACUUCCCGCGUUGCUACGUCCUCGGCUUUCCCGAUCACUACAACCUCUUCGUCGACGAUUUCCGUACGACCUCGUGCAUCGGUUUGCUGAAGUGGUUCGUCGAUCGGUACGAAACGGGCGGCCAAAUCCAGGGAGCGGACGGUACCGUCGCCCAUGCGGCAUUGAACUUCGCACUCCAACGUUGCCGAGAGUACGUCGCGAGUCAGAACCACGCGGACAUCGAUGAGGAGUUUUCCAGGGUGUGGGAUCACGAAUGGGAACAGUUUUUGACGCAGUUCUAUCGCGUCGUCCACCAAAAUGAAAUUUUGAUGGAGUUUAAGGACUCCCUCGCCAAUAAAUAUGCGCAAGUUAAGAUGACGCUCAACGAACUAGGCAAGCACUGGCCCCAGUUCGAUAUAGAUGGCAUGAAAAACAUCUGGAUCGUAAAGCCGGGUAACAAGUGUAGGGGCAGAGGUAUCCAGUUGAUCAAGAGCGUCGCAGAAGUCGACAAAUUGAUGGGACUCAAGAUGAAGUAUGUGGUGCAAAAAUAUAUAGAACGUCCGUUCACGAUACACAACACGAAGUUCGAUAUCAGGCAGUGGUUCAUGGUGACCAACGUUCAACCGCUGACCAUCUGGAUGUACAGAGACAGCUACCUGCGAUUCAGCGGGCAACUGUUCGACCUGGACAACUUCCACGAAUCGCUGCACCUCACCAAUUACGCGAUCCAGUGCAAAUACAGCAACGGGGAUCGACGAGAUCGAGCCCUACCCGACGACAACAUGUGGGACUGUCACUCGUUCAGGGCAUACCUCAAACAAAUCGGCAGUAUGGAGAAAUGGCACGAGGUCAUAUACCCGGGCAUGCGGGAGAGCAUAGUGUGCACCAUGUUGUCCAGCCAAGACACGAUGGACCGACGUCCCAACACCUUCGAAAUAUACGGCGCAGAUUUCAUGGUGUCUGAGGAUUUCCGCCCGUGGCUCUUGGAGAUUAAUUGCAGCCCUGACCUGUCGUACUCGACGUCGGUCACGAGCAGACUUUGCGCUCAGUGCAUGGAGGAUAUAGUCAAAGUUGUCGUUGAUCGCCGAAGAGAUCCGAAUGCCGACACGGGCUCGUUCGAGCUCGUCUACAAGCAAAAUUACCCUAGGACGCCGCCUUACCUCGGCAUGAAUCUGUCGGUCAGGGGCAGGAGGUUGUUCCGGUGCAGGACGCGUUCGGUAAAGGAACACCAGGAGCGCGAAAAGUCGGAGAACGCGCCGAGGCUCAGGAAAACCGCCGCCAGGCAACCGAAAACCCUGCCGGACAUCCCGGCCGCCGAGGUCGCUUACAAAGGUCCGAUCAUAAAGGAUUUGAUCGAGGAACUUCACGAAACGGGCGAUUUUGCAACGUAGCUUCGCCACGUGCUUUGACAAUGUCGUUUCGACUCACUCGGUUCGUAAGCGUCGCUUUGCUACUUUGCUUUACAGCACUUCUCCGCUAUUUAAAUUACAAGAGUCGCUUCGCAACAUAAGUUGCUUAAAUACAUGUUUAUCAUUUGCUUUUUUAUUUUAUUGUUGCAGUUAUUGUUAUUUAGCAAUGUUUAAAGAAAUUUCAAAUAAUAAAAAUAUAUCAUUACAAGCUCAAGGAUUUUUAUUUUUUUUAACUUUAUUCCGUUUGCUACAUGCACUCGAAAUUAGAAAUUCCAUGCCGCUAUUUAUAACUACGCUACAUCUUGAGUUCUCCUCGCCGUGCGAUUUUACAAUGUCGCUUCGCCAGGAAAUUUCGCAAUAUCGCUGCGGAUUAUUCACAUCGCUACGCAACAUAAUUCGCUUAAAUGCAUAGUAUUAUUUGCUUGUUUAUUUUAUUAUAACAUUUAUUGUUAUUUAGCAAUCUUUAAAGAGAUGUCCAGCAUCUCGAUGGUUUUUGUUAUUCUACCUUUAUUCCAUUGCGUUCGUUUCGCAACAAACUUUCGCCCGAUUUCAUAACAUAACUUCGGCAUUAGUUUUCACAAUCGUACUUCUGCUUAUUCGCUUCGUAGGUGUCGCUUCGCCGUGCGAUUUCGCAAUGUCGCUUCGUUACGAACUUUCGCAAUGUCGCUUCGGUUGAUUAGCUUCGCCGCGUCAAUUCGCAACUUUGUUU
Messenger RNA from Cylas formicarius (sweet potato weevil), 2964 nucleotides. RefSeq names its product tubulin glycylase 3A-like. The transcript has 9 exons. The record is from RefSeq and is a predicted model, not a curated record. Gene Ontology annotation, biological process: cilium assembly; cilium movement; protein polyglycylation. Gene Ontology annotation, cellular component: cilium. Gene Ontology annotation, molecular function: protein-glycine ligase activity, initiating. NCBI's taxonomy places the organism in Eukaryota, Metazoa, Arthropoda, Insecta, Coleoptera, Brentidae. Bases 237 to 2237 code for a protein of 666 amino acids.